CAUAGUAACAUUAGCAGCACAAAAGGAAAAUAAAAAUGAAAAAUAAAACCAGAAAGGCAAGCCCUAACUAAAUCGAAUUUUCCCACGAUCUUCUUCUUCCUAUUUCUUCCACUAACCAACGCUAAAUUCCCUACGCCCUUCGCCUCCGACCACGCCUCAGCCUUGCCAACGCCGCCGGCGGCCAAUCACCAAUUUCUUCCAUAGGCUCAACCUAACCUCCCCUAUUAUUGAAUUAUUGAAUGUUUGGUUGAGACUUAGCUAUGGAGUUUUGCCCAACUUGUGGGAACAUGCUGCAAUUUGAGUUGCCCAAUAUGGGCAAAUCUUCCAGGUUCUUCUGCCCAACUUGUCCAUAUGUGUCCUACUUGGAAAACAGGGUAAAAAUCAAAAGAAAGCAACAUCUGGUGAAAAAGGAAUUAGAACCCAUAAUCUCUGAUGACGAUAUGAAAAAUGCAGCCCAAACCGAAGCAACAUGUCCAAAUUGUGCGUUUGGGAAGGCUGCUUUUAUACAAAUACAACUGAGAUCAGCUGAUGAACCUGCUACAACAUUUUACAAGUGCAUGAACGAAAACUGUCGACAGAAUUGGCGCGAGGAUUAAUUUGUCAUUACUGAUUUUGUUUUAUUAUUAUUUUAACCCAUUUUAGACGUAAUUUAUACGAAUAAAUUAUUGUCUUUUACAUAAUUAGCAUCAUGAAUUUUGUUGGGACUUCAGAAUGAGAAUCGUAUCACAAUUGUACCUCGUAUACUAUUUUGUUCGUAGUUUUGCAUUUUGAAAAAAUAUAACAAAAAAGUGAGAAGAAGAAAAGUUACCAAGUCUUGUAAUGUUAUUCUUCUUUUGCAUA
Cucumis melo (muskmelon) is the source of this 840-nucleotide messenger RNA. RefSeq lists its product as uncharacterized. Gene Ontology annotation, molecular function: zinc ion binding; DNA-directed RNA polymerase activity; nucleic acid binding. The record is from RefSeq and is a predicted model, not a curated record. The transcript has 5 exons. The coding region runs from base 261 to 596 and encodes 111 amino acids. NCBI's taxonomy places the organism in Eukaryota, Viridiplantae, Streptophyta, Magnoliopsida, Cucurbitales, Cucurbitaceae. Gene Ontology annotation, cellular component: RNA polymerase III complex. Gene Ontology annotation, biological process: DNA-templated transcription; termination of RNA polymerase III transcription.